Molecule: messenger RNA, 1576 nt
Organism: Priapulus caudatus
Lineage: Eukaryota; Metazoa; Priapulida; Priapulimorpha; Priapulimorphida; Priapulidae
Product: ELMO domain-containing protein 3-like
Source: RefSeq, a predicted model, not a curated record
UCCAGGAUGGCGGCGGAGAAGAAAAAUGCGAGCAAAUGUUCAAAGCGACUAUCGUUGACAUUAGGAGUUCCCGAAAUAGUAAUUCAGGAUGCAACUCCUAUUGAAGGGGACAUUGAAAACCUGAUGAUGUCGAAGUCUGAUUAUAAUGAUGACAGCGCAGGUGAGAGUGAUGAAGGUGAAUCAAGUGAAGAUGACACACCAGGUGGUGGUGGUGACAGAAGAGUAGAAAUAUCGCAGGUUCCGGCCGAUGCAGCAGAAGAAAUAAAAAAUUCAGAAGCAGCUGUUCGUACGGAUGAUCGGUCUCGUAAUGAGGAUGCGGUCGGCUCUGCGGUGCACAACACUGAUGCCGUAACCUCGGCAACAGACGGUGCGACGGCGCAUCGGGAGAAAACUGGGAGGGAAUCCGCAGCAGAGAACGGCAAGACGUUUCCCGAGUCCGGCGUCCAGAAUGCCACCGACAUCCCUGCAAACUUCAUCUCAGCGAAAGCAGAGUGGGAUGCUGUGGAGACGGCCAUUCCAGGUGGCGGUGACGACGCGACGGUGGCCAUCUCUUCCUCCUCAUCGCUGUCCCUCAAGGAGACGAUUAGCUUCUUCAAAGAUGUCGACCUCACGGAAUACUCGGCGCAGAUCAAGCCGUCGGUACAGCGUACGAUGUUGGCCAAGUUGAAGCAGUUCUUUCUCGGACCGCCGAAACUCGCAGCCGAUCUUCACGCCGAAAGAAACUUCGUCUUCUCGCUCGGGCUGUGUCCUUUUGACAACGAGCAGCCAGUUCACUGCAGAAUGUUGCAGACCGUGUACAGACAGCUAACUGGCAAUAAACUCGACUGCCCGAGAUAUGGCAGCCACUGGGAGCAAAUAGGAUUCCAAGGUAAUGAUCCGGCGACGGACCUGAGAGGCAUGGGUAUGCUGGGUCUUCUCACUGCCCUCAGUCUGCUCACGGAUAGCAAGACUCUGCCACUCGCCAGGGACAUACACAAGCUGUCUCUCCACGAAACACAGAAUUUUCCAUUCGUGAUGAGCAUAAACAUAAGUAGAAUCGUCCUGCAGGCGUUGAGAGAGGACUGUUUAAACAGAGAGUGCAAUAGAAGGCGGCAGGUGUUGUCCGUCGUCAACACCUUCUAUGCGGCGACAUUUCUACAGCUGUAUACGACGUGGAAGCAGCAUCACAAGACCAUUAAAGAUUCAGGCUUCGUCAUUAAAGAUCUGGAACAGUAUGUAAAGCGAAACCCCAAGCGAGUUCUACACAACCUAGAACACUACCUAACGGAGCCAAGAAAAUCGGCAAAGCAGCCUGCAUCCAACGCGGAGCCCGGGCAAGACACCUUCUCAAACGUGUGCGAAGUAAAAUAGGGUAGAAACGAGUGUCAUUGCAGUUGUACACUGACGGUGACAAGGCGAAACCUGUACGUGGCUACUGUAGACCUUGGUAAACUCCAGUAUCUAUUGUAGACCUUGACAAACUCCACUCGGCUUGGUAAGCGAGAUUUUUCUGGAAUCUUCUUUCGCAUCGCUAGUCCCGUGACGCAUUAGUUUGGCUGAUGAAUCUAAAAUCGGAUGGCGUAGGAAAAGCGAAAAA